Panthera uncia (snow leopard) is the source of this 1692-nucleotide messenger RNA. Its product is annotated as voltage-dependent T-type calcium channel subunit alpha-1G-like. The coding region runs from base 97 to 1479 and encodes 460 amino acids. The transcript is spliced from 2 exons. The record is from RefSeq and is a predicted model, not a curated record. NCBI's taxonomy places the organism in Eukaryota, Metazoa, Chordata, Mammalia, Carnivora, Felidae.
CUUCUGCUUGCUGUUGUCCAGCUCUGCCUCAGUUAGCCAGUCCGGAUAUCCGGGUGCCCCUCUUUUUCCCACCUCCCUCCCCUGUUCCUUUUGCAGAUGGAGCCCCACCCUGAGGAGGUUCCCCUCGCCCUGGGACCAGACCUGCUGACCGUGCGGAAGUCUGGAGUCAGCCGGACGCACUCUCUGCCCAAUGACAGCUACAUGUGCCGGGACGGGAGCACCGCCGAGGGGUCCCUAGGACGCAGAAGCUGGGGGCUCCCCAAAGCUCAGUCAGGUACCAGGGCUCAGGCAGGGCUGCUCGGCUCGCACAGGGAGACCCCAUCCUUGCCUAAGCCCACUCCUGACCUGGGUGGGAGGGGCACCGAGGCAGCAAAAGAGGUCUCUCCGAACUCCAAGGGCUCCCCCCUCCGCCCCCCGCCAGCCCGUGGAGAGUGGUUUUCAAUCCGGGGCGAGGGGUCUGCGGUGAGGGGAGAGGCCCCGAUGGGGGAGGGAGAGUGGAAAAGAGGGACUGGGGUAAGAGCCAGGCCACUGACCUGCCAGCUCCUUCCUCUUCUCCUCCCCUCUCUGCCCACAGGCUCUGUCUUGUCAGUCCACUCCCAGCCAGCAGACACCAGCUACAUCCUGCAGCUUCCCAAAGAGACACCCCACCUGCUCCAGCCCCACAGCGCCCCCACCUGGGGCACCAUCCCCAAACUGCCCCCACCGGGCCGCUCCCCUUUGGCUCAGAGGCCACUCAGGCGCCAGGCAGCAAUAAGGACUGAUUCCCUGGACGUUCAGGGCCUGGGCAGCCGGGAAGACCUGAUGUCCGAGGGGAGUGGGCCCUCCCCGCCUCUGGCCCGGGCCUCCUCCUUCUGGGGCCACUUGGGCACCCAGGUGCAGCCGCAACCCCGCCGCCAGAGCCAGACCUCGAAGCACAUGCCCCCGCCGGCCCCCUGCCCAGGCUCCGACCCCACCUGGAGCAAGGGCCUGCCAGAGACCAGGAGCAGCUUGGAGCUGGACACGGAACUGAGCUGGGUUUCAGGAGACCCCCUGACCGUGGGCAGCCAGGAGGAGCCCCCGUCGCCACGGGACCUGAAGAAGUGCUACAGUGUGGAGGCCCAGAGCGGCCGGCGCAGGCCCUCGUCCUGGCUGGAUGAACAGAGGAGGCACUCCAUUGCGGUCAGCUGCCUGGACAGCGUCUCCCAACCCAGCCUGGGCCCCGACCCCUCUAGCCUUGGGGGCCAGCCUCUCGGGGGGCCCGGAAGCCGGCCCAAGAAAAAACUCAGCCCGCCUAGUAUCUCCAUAGACCCCCCAGAGAGUCAGGGCCCUCGGCCCCCACUGAGCCCUGGCGUCUGCCUCCGGCGGAGGGCUCCGUCCAGCGACUCCAAGGAUCCCUCGGCCUCCGGCCCCCCUGACAGCAUGGCUGCCUCGCCCCCCCCAAAGAAAGACGUGCUGAGUCUCUCCGGUUUAGCCUCCGACCCGGCAGACCUGGACCCCUGAGUCCUGCCCUACUCCCCCAUUCACCUUUCUCCACCGGGUGCCAAAUCCUAGCUCCUCCUCCUGGGCUAUGUUCCUGAAAAACCUUCCAUACGGACUCCAAGGAGGAGCUCCUCCCCGCCUCAGUGGCGCUGGGAACCGGCGAGCAGAAUUUCCAGAGCGUUGAAAGCAGCAGCCCUGGUCACCCUGGCUCCGGGCAGAGAGAGAAGAGAGACA